CGCGACAAGGUUUCUUUUUCUCCGUUCUGUUUCAGAGUUGAUCGUUUCUUGUUUUGGUUAGAAUGGCCAGGACCAAGCAGACCGCCCGUAAAUCCACCGGUGGCAAAGCCCCUCGUAAGCAGCUGGCCACUAAAGCUGCCCGGAAGAGCGCUCCUGCCACUGGGGGAGUGAAGAAGCCUCAUCGUUAUCGCCCUGGCACUGUGGCCCUGCGAGAGAUCCGCCGCUACCAGAAAUCUACUGAGCUGCUCAUUCGCAAGCUGCCCUUCCAGCGCCUGGUGCGUGAAAUCGCCCAGGACUUCAAGACUGACUUGCGCUUCCAGAGCUCGGCCGUUAUGGCCCUACAGGAGGCGAGCGAAGCCUACUUGGUGGGGCUCUUUGAGGAUACCAAUCUGUGCGCUAUUCAUGCCAAGAGAGUCACCAUCAUGCCGAAGGACAUCCAGUUAGCCCGGCGUAUUCGAGGCGAGAGAGCUUAAAGGCUGCUCAGCCAUCUUCCAAAUGACCCAAAGGCUCUUUUAAGAGCCACUAAAUUUACACUUAAAGGAGUUGUGGCACGCCUAUAAUUUAAGCGUUCUGAGGUCGCACAGCAUUGCAGGUAAACAGCUUUCUAAUUUAGUCCGAGUGGUGUUCUCCAGUCCUUCAGUAAAAUGCAUUUAUUCCCUAUUAAUGUUUAAAGAAAAACUGCCAAAUCGAAAGUUACUAUUUAAAACUUUAGCUUCAAGUUCUUUUCCCACUUUGAGGUGAUUAUGUGACAAACUCUAGAAAUAUUUUAUAAAAAUUCACUUGCAAUUCGAAGAACAAAAGUGGUAGACUUCUGCAGGCUGCUGUAGGUGGCGGUAGUCAAAGGAUUUUUAAUUUUACUUGUAAUUAGAUUGAUCACGUGGAAACCUUGUAUUUUCAAUCUGAUUAAAAGUAACCUGUAAACAAGCCGCCUAUGAAUUAUUUUGGAUUAGGGUAUGUGAAUGAUGAGCAGGAUGCUUGAACAACCCCUUUGUAAAAUACAAGCCAAUCUAAUUGGAAACUAAACACAAAUGCGAUCUUUUUAGAGGAGGGAUGGAAGAUGCGAGACAAGGAAAGCGACAUUAUUGUGUCCUGUUCUCCUUAACGCCGCAUAUUAAGCCUAGUAGAUUCUUUUGCUAGAAGAUGUACAAAAUGAAGCUGUAGACACCGAAACGUAAUCCUUUCAUUUAUUGCAAGUAAUUACCGUUUAAGAACUCUUUCAGUCUUUCAUCAAUUUAAGGCAGGACUGAAGGAAAUUAGAGAGAUCCUUCAUGAGGGCGCAGUGCCCCACAGUCUCAGAGGGGAGAAUUACUGAAGGUUAGUUGUGCCGCCCUCUAAAUAAUCGCAAAUUAAAACAAAAUAUGAGGAUCGAGAGAGGUUUCAGCCCAUUCUGUGGGUUAGCCAUUAUCCUCGCCCCUUUAUCUCCGGGGAUUUGUGUGCGUGAUGGUUGUUCAGCAGUUAAGAGAAAGAGAACAGGGAUGACUUUGAUUUAAUAAAUUGGUCGUUUUGAAAGAAAAAUAGCGAGACAUGGAGCCUCUGAUAUAAUAGAAGAAAUAAAUAUGCACCGAGAUGGCAGAAAAGGGAAGGCGGUUUUAUAGACUGGGGGGGGGGGUAGAAAAACACGGUACUGGGAUGGUUCUAGGAUCCUCUGUUUCAGGAAACCAGCCAGCUGGUGACGACCGAUUCCAUUCUGUGCUUCCAGAGUUCAGCCGUUAUGGGCCGAUAGGGGGCCAGCGAAACCUACUUGGCGCGGUUCUCUGAAGAUAACUUUAACCAGUGCGCUAUUCGCGCCAAGGGAGUCACCAUCCUGCCCAAGGACACCCAGUUACGUCCGUAGUGAGAGGGUUUACAGGCUGCUCAGCAUAGCCAUCUUCUGCAAUGUCCAAACGACCCAAAGGCUCUUUUAAAAGCCACUGUAUUCGCACUGAAAGGAUCUGUAACACCCCCAUAAUUUGUAACAUUUGUUAAUGUUUAUAUUUGUUCUUAUAUUAACAGCCCUAAAUAGUAAGAUUAUUCAGAUAAACUAGAACGGGAGGAGAGAAAACAUUUGAGUUUUAGCUACACGAAUUUAAAUGAUAGAAACAAAGAGGCAAACCAAUUAUCCUUCAGGCAGAUAGAAUGUAUAAAUUUUGAAUAUGCAGAUAAGGAUGAUAUUCAUAGAGCCAAAACUUUAUUCGAACCUCUAGAAAUAUUCUUCAAUUAGAGAACUGAACAGUGUAAUCUGAGAAAAUAUCAAAUUUUAUUUAUGGGACAAACUGUUUAGCCAUUUUAUAUCUAGUGGGGGUGACACCUCACCGACUAUUGCUUGGAAGGGGGGGAAACGAGGACGAGGGACACCGACAUUUUUCAUUACAAUUUGAAACCCCGAUAUAGUUUAAAUGGACUUAAUGCCAUUUACUAAAGCAAAAUCAAUCCCCACCCCCUCUCGAUAUAGUGAACAUGCACAAUCUUAAACAAAAAUGCUUUCACAAGUCGCCGGAGACUAAAGCACUUUU
Chelonoidis abingdonii (Abingdon island giant tortoise) is the source of this 2492-nucleotide messenger RNA. Its product is annotated as histone H3. Gene Ontology annotation, cellular component: nucleosome. The record is from RefSeq and is a predicted model, not a curated record. Gene Ontology annotation, molecular function: DNA binding; protein heterodimerization activity; structural constituent of chromatin. NCBI's taxonomy places the organism in Eukaryota, Metazoa, Chordata, Testudines, Testudinidae.